AUGCCCCGCUUCAACCGUGUUUUUGAGGAAUUGGGGAUCGAGUAUGAGGAUUAUGUUAUUCCUCCGGAUGUGUUGCUUGGAUUGGAGAAGAAGAAGGAUUCUUCCAAGGCUGUUGCUUUGGCGGAGUCGAAGCAGAGGAAAGGGGGCGGCGCAGUCAAGCAACUUGCGAAGAAGCGCAAGGCGGGUGUUGUGCUGGAGACUCCUGUGGAGUCUUCCUCCGCGCGAUCUUCUGCUGCCGAGUCGAACUCGGUGGCUUCUACUCUUGCGGAGAUCGCCGCUGCUGGCGGAGGUCCUGAGGCUCAAGCUUCCCGUGCGGCCUCGUCUGUGCGGGCGCCUUUUGCGUCUCUUCUUGGUGAGGAUUCCUCCGACGCGGAGGCCCCUAGGGGGAGUCCUGCACGGGAGGCGAGUCCUGCACGGCAGGCGAGUCCUGCACGUGGGGUAUCUGCUGGAGGAGCGGAUGUUUUUGCUGGGUUGGCUACCGCGGAGGAGAUGGUUAAAGGCGCCAGCGUUGCGCAGGAAGGACUUGCCGUUCCUCCGCGGCGUGAGCCUGCGCCUUCUGCGUUGGCCAACAGGCCUUCGCCUGCUGAUGUACUUGGCCCCGGUGCUUCUGAUCCUUCGAUCACAGGUUGGACCGGUGCAUUGCGCGAGGUUCAUUCCUUGGUCGGAGAUCGUUUUCGUCAGAAGCUCCGCGGCAUGGACUUUGACACGCUCCUCCGCGUGCAAUAUGAGCACCAUAGCCUUGGUCAUCACAUGGCUGCUGCCUUGGAGGAGCGUUGCUCCCGAGAGGUCAUUUGCCGUGAUGAAGCAAUUGAGGCUCUUAAAAAGGAAAAUGAAACUUUGGAGGCUGAGAAGACUCGCCUGUCGGAGGAAGUUAAGGGAUUUGCUUCUAUUCGGCAGGCGGUUGAGGUGCUAAGGAAGGAGAAUGAAGAGUUUAAGCUUGCGUCGGAGGUUAUUAAGAAGGAGAAGGAGGAGGCUGAAGCUGCUGCGGCUGUCCUUCGCGAGAGUGCUUCCCAGCAUGAACGGACGAAGGACCUGGCUGUGCAGCGCGCUGAGAAGGCCGAAGACGUUGCUGACCGGCUGCGCAAGGAGUUGGAUGCUGAGAGGACGUCUGCUGCUGCGUUGCAGUCCCGUCUGCAGAAGGCGGAGGUGGAGGCUGCGGCUGUUGUUGGGCUCUACACCCACUCGCUGGCGCAGUUCGGAGGUAGCACCUCUGCUCCUCCGCCCAGCGGCGACGUUGGGGCUAGCCUCGCGUGGUUGAAGUCCCAUAUCCGCAUGCUCCCUGACUUUGUCGGAGGAGCUGUUGAUUUUGGGGCUUUGGCUGCGGUUAGCUCCUUCGCUCGGCUCUUGCGGCGCGGAGGUUGCUCCCACGCCGAGGGGGUUGAUAAGGCGGAGUUUGCCACGGCGGAGGACGUUGGCGAGGGCACCCCCGGCCUGCGCAAAUCUGUCCGGAACUUUAUCAGUUCGUUCUGGAUUAGGUUUGGGCGGGCUGAGGCGAAGAAGAUGGCGGAGGCUCGUCGCGCUGAGGAGAUUGCGAAGAAGAAGGCUAAGGUUGACAAGGCCGGUCCUUCGCGUCCACCAAGCGAGGCGCGUCCUCCGACCCAGGCUGAAGCGGAGGCUCGUGAUGCUGGUGCCAAAGCUCCGGAGGGAUCUCGUGCCAAGGUUUCAGAGCUGCCCGAGACUUCUGCUCCUCCUCCGCCUCAGGUGUGAGGCUUUUUAGUUUUUAGGUUUUUCUUAGUCUUUUUUGCGUCCAAGCAUGUGACGCUUUUUGUAAAUAAGGCCGGAGGUUUUGCU
Messenger RNA from Sorghum bicolor (sorghum), 1791 nucleotides. RefSeq lists its product as uncharacterized. NCBI's taxonomy places the organism in Eukaryota, Viridiplantae, Streptophyta, Magnoliopsida, Poales, Poaceae. Bases 1 to 1707 code for a protein of 568 amino acids. The transcript is spliced from 6 exons. The record is from RefSeq and is a predicted model, not a curated record.